Messenger RNA from Hypomesus transpacificus, 3471 nucleotides. RefSeq names its product ralA binding protein 1 (gene ralbp1). The transcript is spliced from 10 exons. Gene Ontology annotation, biological process: endocytosis; positive regulation of GTPase activity; small GTPase-mediated signal transduction. Gene Ontology annotation, cellular component: membrane. The record is from RefSeq and is a predicted model, not a curated record. Lineage: Eukaryota; Metazoa; Chordata; Actinopteri; Osmeriformes; Osmeridae. The coding region runs from base 165 to 2147 and encodes 660 amino acids. Gene Ontology annotation, molecular function: GTPase activator activity; small GTPase binding.
UGAACUACAAUUCCUAACAUGCAUCUGGUCAUACAGCGCAGACUCACGUCGGUUUAUUUGGUAUACAAACGGGCAGCAGGAAGCUCAGCUCAAAAUUGUCCGGAAGGUGUGAUGGAGCGGAAAGGUGUCUGAGGCCAGAGAGUUCUGACCAGGGCAGUGCAGCCAUGACGGAGUGCUUCCUGCCCCCCAGCAGCAGUCCUGCGGAGCAGCGCAGGGCAGAGCACCCAGGGGGUGUGGCCCGCACCCCGAGCUCUGAAGAGAUCAGCCCCACCAAGUUCCCUGGGCUCUACCGCACGGGCGAGCCGUCACCCCCCCACGAUGGACACCACCACGAGCCCCCUGAUGCCGUCUCAGACGACGACAAGGAACACAGCAAGAAGAAGAACAAGUUUAAGAAAAAAGAAAAGAGAACGGAGGGCUACGCCGCCUUCCAGGAGGACAGCUCGGCAGACGAAGCGGAGAGCCCGUCCAAGAUGAAGCGCUCCAAGGGCAUCCACGUGUUCAAGAAGCCCAGCUUCUCCAAGAAGAAGGAGAAAGACUUCAAGGUGAAGGAGAAGGAGAAGGGCCCCAAGGAGGACAAGGCCAAGGACAAGAAGUCCAAGGACCUGACGGCCGCGGACGUGGUCAAACAGUGGAAGGAGAAGAAGAAGAAGAAAAAGCCCACGGCGGAGGCCGAGCCGGUGCCCGUGGAGACCCCCACCCUCAGGCCCAUCUUCGGGGCCCCUCUUGCCGAGGCUGUGAAGCGAACAGCCCUCUACGAUGGCCUCCAGCUGCCGGCCGUUUUCAGGGAGUGCAUCGACUACAUCGAGAGCUACGGCAUGAAGUGCGAGGGGAUCUAUCGCGUGUCGGGUAUGAAGUCCAAGGUGGACGAGUUGAAAGCCGCCUACGACCGUGAGGAGUGUCCCUGUCUGGAAGAGUACGACCCCCACACGGUGGCCAGCCUGCUGAAGCAGUACCUCCGUGAACUGCCGGAGAACCUGCUGGGCCGAGAGCUGGCCCAGCGCUUUGAGGACGCCUGCAGUAGACAGGGCGAGGCGGAGAAGGUCACCGAGUUCCAGCGGCUGCUGACAGAAGUGUCCCCUGGCUGCAGGCUCAUUCUCUCCUGGCUGGUCACCCACAUGGACCAUGUCAUCGCCAGGGAGGCUGACACCAAGAUGAACAUCCAGAACAUCUCCAUAGUCCUCAACCCCACCGUCCAGAUCGGGAACCGGGUUCUCUACGUGUUCUUCACGCACGUGAGGGAGCUGUUUGGAGAAGUGGUGCUGAGGCCCGUGGUGCGCCCCCUGCGCUGGUCCAACAUGGCCGCCAUGCCGGCGCUGCCUGAGACCCAGGAGAGCAUCAAGGAGGAGAUCCGCAGACAGGAGUUCCUGCUGAACUGCCUGCACAGGGACCUCCAGGCAGGGGUGAAAGACCUGUCUAAAGAGGAGAGACUGUGGGAGGUGCAGCGCAUCCUCACUGCUCUCAAACGCAAGCUGAGAGAAGCCAAACGGCAGGAGUGUGAGAGUAAGAUCGCACAGGAGAUAGCAAGCCUCUCCAAAGAGGACGUGUCCAAAGAGGAAAUGACAGAGAAUGAGGAAGAGGUGGUCAACAUCUUGCUAGCACAGGAGAAUGAGAUCCUGACAGAGCAAGAGGAACUGAUCUCUCUAGAGCAGGUGCUGCGCCGGCAGAUAGCCACUGAGAAGGAGGAGAUUGAGAGGCUGCGGGCUGAAAUUGCUGACAUACAGAGUCGGCAGCAAGGCCGCAGUGAGACUGAGGAGUACUCCUCAGACAGCGAGAGUGAGAGUGAGGAUGAGGAAGAACUGCAGAUGAUCCUCGAAGACCUACAAAAGCAGAAUGAAGAACUGGAGAACAAGAACACCCACCUGAAUCAAGCUAUCCACGAGGAGCAGGAAGCCAUCUUGGAGCUGCGUGUCCAGCUCCGUCUCCUUCAGAGCCACAAGCUGCAGCAGGAACUGACGGUCCCGCCUCCCUCGGAGCAGGCUCCUCCCACACAGCCCAGCCCAGAGGCCAGGAAUGAGGAGCAGACCAAGCGCUCCAUGGUUCCUGUGACAACCGUUACAGAACAACCUGCCUCCACCAAUGGCAAGCCCUGCAAGGAUGCCGCUAAACCUUCGCCAAGUAAAGAUAGGAGGGAGACCAACCUGUGAAGUCUGCUCAUCUCUGUUCCCAUUUAGCCUACAUACAUACUGCUUUACAUUUCCAGCUGUUCAAAGCCCUAGGAAGUCAACAGCCACAUGUCUAUUAUCGCUCCACAAUUAGGCAAGUCAGUGCAUGCUAGCUCCACAUAAGGUUGAAAACUGACCAAGGUUAUGAACUUGUUAUUUACCCAUGGUAAAUAACCAGUGCAUAAUGAAAUUGCCUAUAGCUGACGCGUCAAUGGAAUUGAGGCCAACAUGAGAAAGUAGGAGGGACCAUGCGUCAGAAUAGAAAGCUCCCUAGUGCCAAGCCUUUGUGUUAGGGAGGGCGGGAGCUGGAGGAACUGAAGGGAAAGGGUAGUAUUGGAAGUGUGAGGAAGGCACCCUACCUUUGCAGUUUUUAGAAGAUCCUGCUUUUAGACCUUAAGGACAAGAUCAGACCAAUGUAUUCACCCCCUAUAAUGACCCCCUCUCCCAGUCAGUCUCAGAUGGAACCACCUGUUUGGAAUGCAACCACUGUGCCAUAACCGAAGCUGCAAGACUGGACGAGUUGCACAAUAGAACCACUAGGACAAAUGCUCUUUGAAAUAUGAAGAAUUUUUGAUGGGUCUCUAUAUAUUAUAUAUAUUUACAUAGUAUUCUAGAAUAUUUGGAGGACUAAUUAUGCAAAUAUGUUGAUUUGAAAUGACAUGCCAUAUAUAUAUUUGGCACAAUCUGGUGUUUGUGAGAACUACAGAUGUACAAACAUGAGAACUGGUGGACCGUGCCUGGUAACUGACCUGUGCAUUAUGUACUCUGUACACAAAUUGCAUUUGCAUCUCUUAACGCAAUAGGGUCAUGACUCGUGAUGUCUGUUAUGAGUGAGUACAAGCCAAUAUUUUAAGUCAAUCAUUUCAGACUCUAUAGUAUAUGAUCUUUUCCAAUUACAAUGUGCUACCCAUCUACCAUCAUUACAGUGUAUCUGUGAUGGGUAAAACAAAGGCACAGCAUAUUGUGCAUGUACAUUAUUGUAAAAUUGGAAAUGUGCUGUAUUUUCAGCUGUUUUUUCCAUGUUAUUUUUUAUUUUAAUGCUCUAAAUAGAGGAACUUUGUAUGUGUGGGACUGCAUUUGAAUAUGGCAAAUCAAAGCAAUCUGAUGAUAGGACACCCCAAAUUAUAUAGUAGAUUAACCUAAAGUGAUUGUAAUGGAUUACUGCUAGAUGUGGCUCAUAAUCUUUCCUUCUCAUAAAAUUAUUUUCAUAUUAUUAAAGGCUUUUGUAGCUUGUAUUGUUGCAGACAAAAUAAUGCUGUGAAAAUAAAGUGUCAAUCUUAAAAUAAAUAAAAAAGAUUGUAUCUCU